Molecule: messenger RNA, 2016 nt
Organism: Nelumbo nucifera (sacred lotus)
Lineage: Eukaryota; Viridiplantae; Streptophyta; Magnoliopsida; Proteales; Nelumbonaceae
Product: putative F-box protein At1g49610
Molecular function (GO): protein binding
Source: RefSeq, a predicted model, not a curated record
UUCUUCAAAGAAAAGAAGUUAUUGACUUCAGCGGAGCACAGCACCGACUUCUUUGUUAUUUGGACAGAGAGGGGUCGGCAUUCAUGGUUUCCUCCAUGUUUUCUCCUUUCUCCAAGCUUAUGAGAAAGUGUUGAAAUCAUGGAGGACAGUGGGAAUACUUCCGAUGAAUCAACUAGCAGUUCCAAACGGCAGAAGAUUUCCGGUGAUAGCGGUAACACCGAUGAAGGGCUUGACCGGAUUAGCGUUUUGCCGGACUCCGUCCUCCUCUACAUCCUUUCCCUGUUACCGACGAAGGAAGCUAUAAAGACAGGCAUCCUGUCGAAAAGAUGGGCAUACCUCUGGACUUCCGUCCCCAAUCUUGAUUUCAGUGAUCCUAACUUCGAGGAGAGUGAAGACGAGGAUGGGUUUGUCAACUUCGUCGAUCGCACUCUAAUUCUUUAUGGGGGUUCAAGAAUCAAAAGGUUUCGUGUGGUUUUUGAAUACAGAGAAUGGUUUGCUUCUCGUGUUGAUUUGUGGAUUCGAUUUGCGGCAAGAAAGAACGUGGAAGAGCUCAUCCUUGAAUUCGCCGAAGGAGAUAACUUAGACCCUUUGGAUGGUGAUCCUUACUUGUUACCUCAGCAUGUUUUGACCAACGGGUCAGUGACAAAUUUGAGCUUCAGCUUCUGCCGAAUCAACCCUCAUGGGUCGAUUUCUUGGAGAUCACUAAAAAGCUUAUCUCUGUCAUAUAUGCCUUUGAAUGAUAAUCUGGUUCAUGAUAUUAUAACAGGCAGUCCAUCACUCGAGGUCUUGGAUCUCUAUGAAUGCUGUGGUCUGAGAAAACUCAAUAUUACAUCGGAAAACCUCAAAAAGCUGACGUUGCGUGACUAUUACAGCUCAUCUGAUUUGAACUCUGCGCUGGAAAUUUCUGCUCCCAAUAUUCAGUCGUUGAGUAUUCUUGGGAUCCUAAAUAGGAGGUGCCAUCUUAUGAAUAUGCCCUCUCUAAUUGAUGCUACCCUCCAGUUUCAAAUAAUGAUAGACAACAUUCUGGACGAGUAUAACGUCUAUGAAGGUUACCACAACAUUUUGAGAGUGAUUCUUGAGACUCUUCAGCAUGUUAAGGUUCUCAGAAUAGGCAUUUGGUGCAUUCAGGUGCUGUCAAUAUGGGAGAUGAAAAUCCUGCCCUCUCCAUCUUCUAAGCGCAAACUUCUGAUGCUAGAUACGAGUCUUGACAAAUGGGAACUCCCUGGAAUAGCAAAUUUACUAAGAAGUUCCCCUGAUCUUGAGGCACUUGUUGUGAAUAUGACGGCCUCCUCUUUCAUCAACCAGUUUCAUUUUGAAGCCGAUUUUCUGGAUUCAUACAAUUUUGAUGGAGAACGCUACUGGAGUUCACAGAAUUUGUUUCUUCAUUGUCUAAUGCACAACCUCAAGACUGUCAAGAUAAAUGGCUUUACAGGAGGGUGUCAUGAAAUUGAGCUAGUGCAGUUUAUUCUUAAGAAUGCAAUGGUGUUGGAGAAGAUGGUCAUUUACACCCCAAGAUAUGCACACCUUAACUGGAGGAAGCGUUUCUCACCAGAGGAGUUAUUGGAAAUUGCUCAAAAGAUGUUGAGCUUCCAAAGAGCCUCUCCUCGUGCAGUAAUUUUGUUCUCUUAGAAAAUUGAGGUUUUAUACAAGUAAUUAUACCUGGUUUAUCCAGUUAUUGUUAAUAAUACUUCCUUCUAGUUUUUGUUUUCUUUGUGGUUGGAUGUAAUUUUGUGAUGCCUAAGCCUUUUUUCCAAUUGUUAAAAAUUUAACUUCGUUUUUGGCUAGGGAGAAAGAAAACACUACAUUAAACAGGGUAGAACAGCCCCAAAGCCAAAGGUCACCCAAUUCUACCCUGUUUAGUGUAGUUUUCCACUGCCUGAUCUAACUUGGGUGAGCUUUGGUUUUGGGGUUGUUCUACCCUGUUUAAUGUAGUUUUUUCUUGCUUUCUCUCCAAAAACAAAAAGGAACUGGAGUCUAGGACAUAAGCAAUCAAGUCGGCAACUUUGUGAUGUUCAA